Messenger RNA from Vombatus ursinus (common wombat), 2199 nucleotides. Its product is annotated as transcription factor SPT20 homolog. Lineage: Eukaryota; Metazoa; Chordata; Mammalia; Diprotodontia; Vombatidae. The record is from RefSeq and is a predicted model, not a curated record. Gene Ontology annotation, biological process: regulation of cell population proliferation. The transcript is spliced from 2 exons. Bases 294 to 2084 code for a protein of 596 amino acids.
CUGCAAGCAUGUCUUGUGGGGAAGGGGUAUUCAGGAGGAGAAGGAAGCAGAGACAGAGAUGAUAAGGGUCGGAGUGGGGGUGGGGGUGGGAGUGGGAGUUCUAUAGCAAGGGCCCUCUGUUUCCAUGCAACGCCCAAGAGGAAACGUCACGAGCUGCCGGACUUCCCCUCAGUUCAAACGAACCCGGGAGUCCGGAACGAAGAAAAGGGAGGGAGGGAGAAAGAAGCUGAGCCCCUGCCCCUUCCCUCCCCUCCCAUCUUUUCCCCUCAACUGCCUAUAAACCUGUCCUCCCCAUGAUCCCCACCGGCGGCGCGCUGCUCUGGGCCCUGUGGCUGACCCUGGGGGCCGGGGCUGUGAAAGCCAGGGUCCUUGUCCAGAGCCACCCCGGAGCGGAUUGGGCUGGUGGCCGCGAAGGGGUCACCGUCACGGCAGGGAUCCCGAACAAGUUCUGGUCCAAGAUGAUGAAAAGGAAUGAACCUGGUUUGGUUGGGAAAAUAAUAAAUCCCGAGGAAAAGGAGGAAGACAAGCUGGCUGCCCCUGCUGCCGCUGAGCACCUGGCAGCCUCAGUGUCCUCGGUAUCGAGGAACCAGCAAGGACAGGGCCUGGAGGAGGGCCAGGAGCUCGAGGGGGAUGAGCAGCAGACGGAAUACGGAGAAAAUGACGAGGACCUAGCACAGGAGGAGGACGAAGAGCAGGACCAGGAACUUAGCCAGAUGAAGAAGCAUUCCAGAGACCCAGGGCAGGAUCAGGGUCAAGCGCAGACAACAGAGCAGGAGCAGAACCAAAAACAGGGAGAGAUUCAGGAGACAGAGAAGGAAAAGGAGAGAGAGGGAGAGGAACAAGGGCGGGAAGAAGCGCAAGACCAGGUGCAGGAGCUUGAGCGAAGGCAAGGACAGGGGAAAGUGGGUCAGAGGCAAGAGGAGGAGGCUGGAGGGUUAGAGGAAAGUCAGAGCCUGGGCCGAGAGCUAGAGCGACAGCAGGAGCUGGAGCCGCCGAAGGCGAAAGAGCAGCCGCAGAAACAGGUGGGGAAACAGACGAGGAAGCAGCACCACGUUCAUAUGCAGGAAGAGGAGGAGCAGGAAGAGCCCGAGCAGCUGCAGAUGGAGGAGCAGGAGCGGGAACGGGGGGAGGAGGAGGAGCAGCAGAAGGAGCCGCAGCAACAAAUUCAGCAACAGUGGCGGGAGCAGGAGCUGCCUCAGGCGAAGGAGCAGCAGAAGAUUCUGGUGCCCGAGCAGCAACAACAGAUCCAGAAACUGGCGCAGGAGCUGCUGCAGGAGAAGGAGCCGCAGCAGCAGCCGCCAGCGAGAACAGAAGGGCCAGCGUGGAAGCAGUUGGCCCUCAAGGCCUCUGAGCAGGAAAGCAUGGGUCUGGACCCUGCGCACAGGAGAAAGGGACCAGGAAUUUUCCCAUUCCUCGGUUUCGGGACCUAUGAACCGCAUCAGCGACCACCCGAACUGGAGCAGAUACCAUUCCAACCGCAUCAGCGACCACCCCAACCGGAGCAGCGACCACCCCAACUUGAGCAGAUACCAUUCCAACCGCAUCAGCGACCACCCCAACUGGAGCAGAUACCAUUCCAACCGCAUCAGCGACCACCCCAGCUGGAGCAGCGACCACCCCAACUGGAGCAGAUACCAUUCCAACCGCAUCAGCGACCACCCCAACUGGAGUUUUCCAACACAGGUUCGAUUCCUUCGCUAGAUAUGCACCUGGUGAUGCUAGCUUGGAGCCCGUGGGAAUGUCAUUGCUCCACGGGUACCAUGAGCCGAGUUCGGAGAGGAAUAUUUUUGGGUUUCACUUGGCGUCUUCGACCUGGGCCCCUGGAGACCCAGCGCCAGCCCUGCACUUAUGCCCAAUGCCACUGUAACCAGGAGAGGAAAGAAUGCCCCUCAGACCACAUCUUGUGUUCCUCUACCCCUGGUGCCUGCAACCACCGUGCUUUCCUAACCUCAUUGGCAAGUCCAGAAAACACCAUCAACGAAACAGCAUUCUGGAAACAAGUCCAAGACGGGCUAGAUGAAGUUUGGGUAGGACUCCGAUCUCUGGUGACCAAGGAGAAAAAGAUAAAGAGAAACCAGAGGUGAUGGCCAUGUCCAGCCCCAAAGGAAGAGGAGAGGAUGUCAGCACCCUAGUCUCCUUUCUCCCUUCCACUACCACUUCUAAUUUUCCACAUCCUAUGGAUAUCUUUUGUAAAGUAAU